CACACACACACACACACACACAGGUAUAUAUAUAGGUUAGUAAUAAAUUUUCAUUGCUGUUCAUUAUCUACAGAGGUUAGAUUCAGACCAAACGAAGCCGGCUGAUUGUCUCAUUAUCCGUGUCUACAAAAUUGUUUCCCUUAAACAUGACUGAUGCCAGCAAAAUUGUCAAAGAACUGCGGCAGAAUUUUUCUACUGGUUGUACACUUCCAGUGGAAUGGAGACUUCACCAGCUGUCAAAAAUUAUGAAAAUGUUGACUGAAUGUCAACAAGAAAUUGAAGACGCUCUUGUGAAAGAUUUACAUAGGCCGAAAAAUGAGGCAAUGUUUUUUGAAGUGGUUUUUGCCAGAAAGGAAGCACUAGAUGCUAUAAUCAGUCUCAAAGAAUGGAUGGAACCAGAAAAAGUUGAUCGAGGUUUAUUAAACAUAAUGGAUGACUGUUUUGUUAAACCUGAACCUUUGGGUGUUGUUUUAAUAAUGGGCGCUUGGAACUAUCCCUUCCAGCUGUGCAUCCUACCUUUGAUCGGUGCCAUAGCUGCAGGUAACUGUGCUGUGGUGAAACCGUCAGAGUUGGCACCUCAUUCUGCUGAAGUAAUAACAAGACUCCUACACAAUUAUCUGGAUUCAGACUGCAUUAAAGUCUACAAUGGAGGAAUUCCAGAAACUCAGGAACUUUUACAAGAACGAUUCGAUCAUAUAUUCUACACUGGUAGUAGUCGAGUUGGUAAAAUUAUCAUGAAAAGUGCAGCAGAACAUCUAACCCCUGUUACUUUAGAAUUGGGUGGUAAAUGCCCAGCUUAUAUUGAUGAUGAUUGUAACCUACAGAAUGUAGCAAAUCGUAUUCUUUGGGGGAAGACUGUUAACUGUGGCCAGAUAUGUAUUGCACCAGACUAUGUGAUGUGUUCAAAGGAACUACAGGGACCAUUUGUUGAAAAGUUGAUUGAAGCUUUUGAAAUGUUUUAUAGUGAUUCAAUACAUGAAACGAAGGACUAUGGACGCAUCAUUCAUAAAAAGCAUUUCCAACAUUUGAAGGAACUUGUGGGAAACCGAAAACCUGCAUUUGGUGGGGAAUUUUGUGAAGAAAGUCUACUGAUAACUCCAACGAUUCUGACUGAUAUCACCCCAGAUGAUCCUCUAAUGCAAGAAGAGAUAUUUGGUCCAAUUCUGCCAAUAAUGACUGUUGAAAAUGAAGAUGAAGCAAUUCAGUAUAUAAAGCGUGGGGAGAAGCCAUUGUCUCUGUAUGUUUUCUCAAGCAACAAAGAAACAGUAAACAAAUUUCUUUCCCAAACCACAAGUGGUGGAGUAUGCAUCAAUGAUGUCAUUGUACAUGGAGGAUUGGCAACAUUACCUUUCGGUGGAGUCGGUCAAAGUGGCAUGGGUAGUUACCAUGGCAAGUUCACGUUUGAGACAUUUAGUCACAAGAAAGCAGUCAUGUGGAAAAGUAUGGGCAUGGAAAAUGUCAACUCCUUAAGAUACCCACCAUACAGCGAUGAGAAAUGUCAACUAUUUACCUGGUUUGUCCUGAUGAGGCCUGGCCUUGCUAAGAAAUUUCUUACUGCUCUACUUGUACUGCUUGUAGCAUUAAUUCUGUCAUUUAUCUUUAUGAAAGUUUAUGGACCAUCAUACGGUAGUUUACUCCAUCAUUGGAAUGUUGCUGACAAUGACUUCAGUAGAAAUAGAUUCUUGAAACAUUCACAAGGAGCAAGCUAAAGAAAUAACAUAUUUUUGGAAUGGAAUUAUUCUGAUGGUGAAUAAUUCAAUAAAGAAGUGAUAUUAUAGACACGCUAAACUAAAAGUGGUAAUGGAAGAAACAUUAAAGAUGACAUUCAACAAAUCAUCGAAUUAAAGUUGAUUUAGGUUAACAAUUCAUUCCUCUGCAGUGGUUAAAACAAAUACCAAUAAUCAAAUGUGGAAUGUGUGGAUAAAUUAUGCUCACCUGUAAUCAACAAAUGUCUUGUAGAACAUAAAAAGUUAUGUUUUAUGAGUGAAGCAUUUAAAUAUACAUAACAAGCCUGUUUCAUCCAAAACUUAUAGUUUGUAGUUUGUGAGUGUAUUUAAAUAAUAUAUAAGUGUAUUUCUAUAUUUGUGAGACAUGACAUUAUUACAGUUGAUAAGAUUAAUGGGAGUAUUAAUCUCAACUUUUGGAUUAUUUACACAUUUCUGACUGUUUUCAGCUUUGGAUGCUGGAAUUUAUCUAUCACCCAGUUUAACACCACCACGAGGCCCUUCACUGCCUAUGCUAGAAUAUGCUUGGUUGCUGACAUUUGUGUAUGAUCUCCAGUCAAAAACAAGUUCUCCACUUCUUCCCCACUAACUUCAGAAGCACUAAAAAGGGUCAAAGACAUGACUUGUCCUUCUUCAACUAAGCGAGAAAAAAAUGUACUAUCAUGUUUUUACUAUCAUGUAUGCACAAGCAUAAAUAACACACCUAUUUUCUGCUAAUUAUUAUAUUAUGUGUGUG
This is a messenger RNA of Octopus sinensis (East Asian common octopus), 2460 nucleotides long. Its product is annotated as aldehyde dehydrogenase, dimeric NADP-preferring. Gene Ontology annotation, molecular function: aldehyde dehydrogenase (NAD+) activity. NCBI's taxonomy places the organism in Eukaryota, Metazoa, Mollusca, Cephalopoda, Octopoda, Octopodidae. Gene Ontology annotation, cellular component: cytoplasm. The transcript is spliced from 14 exons. The record is from RefSeq and is a predicted model, not a curated record. Gene Ontology annotation, biological process: aldehyde metabolic process. The coding region runs from base 147 to 1709 and encodes 520 amino acids.